Colletotrichum phormii is the source of this 833-nucleotide messenger RNA. RefSeq lists its product as uncharacterized. Bases 194 to 436 code for a protein of 80 amino acids. The record is from RefSeq and is a predicted model, not a curated record. The transcript has 2 exons. Lineage: Eukaryota; Fungi; Ascomycota; Sordariomycetes; Glomerellales; Glomerellaceae.
CAUUAUGCUUCUCUUUAUCUAAAUAUCAUAUAAGACCCCAAACGAAGUCUAUCUUCAGAUUUAGAUACCCCCUUACAUCUCUCACAGCCUCAGAACAUAGAGACCACCAAUACCUACAUACAGCUCUAUCUCAUCGACAUCACAGACCUCUCAGACAACGCAACCAGCUUCGUAUCAAUCUCACCAGCCCAACAUGCGCUUCUCCCUCACCGCACUCCUCGCCAUGGCAACAGUGGCCCUGGCCACCGCUACGCCCCCGGCCAGUACGACCACGGGCGCCGUCAACGCCGCUGCCGCGAAAGGCAAGUCAGUCUCGGCUACAGUCUCGCGCUCGACUUCGGCUACUCACAGCACCAAGAACGCCGGCCCAAGGGAGACUGCGGCUAUUGCCCUUGGCGUCAUGGUUGGCGGGAUGGGCCUUGCUGUCAACCUUUGAGGGAAAACGCUGUCAAGAGUUCGGCUUCGUUUUACCUUUGAGAUUUCGAAGUGUCUCCGGGUCAAGUGUAGAGGAAUUCUCUUUUCUUUCUUGGGCAAGUCAAGGUAAUACUCGAAGGAGAGAAGGAUGUGGACAUUUGGGAAAUUAUCUCGAUGUCUGAUGGAUAUGAAUGCUCCUGGCGCGUAAAUUCAGAUCUAGGAGUUAACCAAUCAACCAUAUCAUUGUCGUGCUACUAAGAUACAUUAUUGUAAAGAUAUAUGCCUGCCCGCAAGAAAUCUAAGUGUUUGAUGCGGCUGCGAACCUUUGGUAGAUGAGAAAGGGGGAGGUCAUUCAGAGCCAGAACUUAUCUCUAUUCUCUAAACUCAAGGGAGCUGAAAGCGUGAUCUUACAUAGUUAC